CUUGCGUUUUCAUUCCAUCCAGGCUCCAGCAGUGACAGACGCGUAGAUCCUGAAAUGUGUAAUAUCAUCCACGGUUUGUUGUCAUUAGCGUCCCGAUUAUUCAAAUUCCUUUAGCUAAACAUACUCAACGCGACUUAACGAUGAUCAUCGUUCCCAUUACUACGUAAUUGGUCUUUUCGUCACUGCACUGGCGAAAAAUACUCCACAUUUCGUUAAACAGCCGGUUGUGUUGAUCUGCUUCCGAAAUUAAUCCUGCCUUCCAGCCAUGGCUGCUGCCAAGCCGAUCGUCAUAGUGCCUCAUAAUCCCACGGAUGAACUCUACCCUGAGGAAGAGGAGAUGCCCCAUCCCUACACAUCGCGGCCCAUCGGCGAAGUGCAGCCGAAGAAAGUCGUCGAGGCCGAUUACGAUUCAGGGCGCGCCUGGCUGGUCCUUGCGGCCGGUUUCCUCACUAAUGUUCUUGUCUUCGGAGUCGAGUUGAAUUUCAAUGUUUUCAUGAGGCCGCUGCUAGAAGAAUUCCCGGCCCAUGAUGCCAGUGAUGUGGCGUGGAUUGGAGCCAUUUCCUAUGGAGUGAUGUUUUUAAUCGGUCCCUUGGCCAGUUUACUCAUAUCGCGAGUUGGCACGAUGUACGCAGUGAUAAUUUCCGGCGUGUUAUCCUGCCUCGGUUUUCUCUCAUCACGGUUUGCCACCGAUGUGUAUUAUCUUUACAUCAGCUAUGGAUUGCUUGUUGGUUCCGGAAUGGGAAUCGCUUUCCUCUCUAGCUUCGCCAUUCUGGGCGACUACUUCAAGCAGUACAUUCGACUGGCAUCCAUUGUCGUCGCCGUGGGCGGUGGAGUGGGGCUGUUCUUGUUCACAAAGCUGUUCCAGCAUUUUGUUGAAGAUUAUCUUGGCUGGCGGGAUGCCAUGUUGAUAACCGCCGGCAUCUGCUUGAAUCUCAUCCUCUUGGGCAUCUGUAUGCGCCCGCGUCCCCGUGAUCCUUCCGUCCGACUGCCGACACUCACCGAGCUGAUGGCCACCCAUGUCCUGAAAUCCAGCAAAUAUUUGCUCUUUCUCAGCCAUGUAGUCCUGUGGAAUGUCGGUUUAGUGAUUGUCUUUAUCCUGCUGCAAAAGUAUUUAUCGGAGUACAAGUUCCUGGAUGAUGAUCAGGCCAAUUUUGUGGUGAUGAUGCUGGGCAUCGCCAAUACCGUCGGCCGGGUGGCAUCCAUUCCGGUGGAACGCGUGGCCAGUCCCAUGAAAGUGUACGUCAUCAUGUCCAUCCUCAUGGGAGUGUUCGAGAUGCUGCUCCCGUCGGGAUGGGAUGUGGCCGGGUUGGCCACUAUUAGUUCCUUGCUGGGCCUGAGUUUCGGGAUUAUGAUUUGCUAUUUUGUUGCCGUUGUGGGUGAGCUGGUCGGCUUCGAGAAUCUGACGCCAGCCUUGGGAUACUCGAAUUUUGCACAGGGCAUUGGUGGGCUCAUCGGGCCACCUACUCUAGCGAAAUUGGCGGACGGGUCGAAAUUUAUCGUGGGUGGAGCGAUUACGGUGAUCUCGGGACUGCUUGUGCUCUUGGCCAUCGUCAAGCACUGGCGGGAUACGGUAGCGUCACGCCGGACGGGAGCGCUGUCCGUCGAAAAUGGACUAUAUAAUCGGCAUUCAGAGUUCGACCGAGCCGACACCGCCAUGACCUAAGGAUUAAGCUGCACAACGGUUUUUUACUUUGAUGGCAACGGUGUGUUUCUUACCUGUGAAUACGGACUGGUGGAGAAAGUCCAUAUUUUACUACUCGUCUGCAGAAUUUCAGAGCAAAUGUAUUUGUUUUUAUAUGUCUUAUGUUUUCUAAAUAUUGUACAUCUGUUUGAACGGAAAUAGUUGUCUUCGCAGCUUUCCGGUUAUUGUAACGUAAGCUGACUUUAAUUUGUUACGUGAGAAGAAAACUGAAGCUGGGUUUUGUGUGUGUAUAAAGCUGUCAUAAAAACGAAUGACAAA
This is a messenger RNA of Paramacrobiotus metropolitanus, 1960 nucleotides long. RefSeq names its product monocarboxylate transporter 13-like. Gene Ontology annotation, molecular function: monocarboxylic acid transmembrane transporter activity. The record is from RefSeq and is a predicted model, not a curated record. NCBI's taxonomy places the organism in Eukaryota, Metazoa, Tardigrada, Eutardigrada, Parachela, Macrobiotidae. The coding region runs from base 266 to 1663 and encodes 465 amino acids. The transcript has 6 exons. Gene Ontology annotation, biological process: transmembrane transport; monocarboxylic acid transport.